Molecule: messenger RNA, 1481 nt
Organism: Humulus lupulus (European hop)
Lineage: Eukaryota; Viridiplantae; Streptophyta; Magnoliopsida; Rosales; Cannabaceae
Exons: 2
Coding region: 141-1412 (423 amino acids)
Source: RefSeq, a predicted model, not a curated record
ACCAAUUUGAAAUUCUUAUAGGCCUCGUACUGAUAACCCAUAUAUUAUUAUUAAAUAUAACAAAAUGGCGCCAUUUGUUUUCUUUGAAAAAAAAUUAUACUGAUUUUAAACACUUCCCGGCCUAACAACAGUCGGCGAACAUGGACAAAGCUGAAAUCUUAGAGCUUUUCGAACUCCCUUACUCGGAUCUCCUACUCCUAUCCUCAGAUUGUGUUCAAUCAUCGUCUUCGUCUCCGGCGGAGCUUCAGAGACUAGAUUUAGUGAAACGACACAUAAUGGAAACCCUAGGGCCCAUGGGCCCAGGCCUGUUAUCAGUUUCCGGCGUUCCCAAUUCCUCGGUUCUCCGCCGGGACCUUCCACUCGCUCGUAAUCUCGCUCUUCUCGAUUCAGACCGUCGCAUUCGCAUUCUCAAGGAGAACCAAUUGGGGAGUGACGUCCCGUUGAAGAAUCCGGGGAGAAAUGUGUCAUCUUUUGCGAUGCAAUUGAGGUACGGCGAGCAGAAUUCGAGUUCGAGAGGAGAUUUAGUGUUUAGUGAUAGGGCAAAGGAGUUUGAGAACCUGGGAGGUAAUUUGAAGGAGCUAGGGUUUUGCAUGAUGGAGCUCGGGCUCCGACUCGCUCGAGUCUGCGAUUCCGCCAUUGGAGGCCGAGAAUUGGAGCAGAGUUUAUUGGAGUCGCGUGCGUCCAAAGGACGUCUUAUCCACUAUCAUUCGAAGCUAGAUGCGCGGCUUCUUCUGAAACUAAAUGCAAAGAAAAAGGGUGAGAAUUCGAAACGAGAACAGAAGAAGAUAGAGCAAGCCCAUGUCGAGCAGGAAGCUUCAAAGGCAUGCUCUGGUUCAGAUUUAUGGCAGCAAUGGCACUAUGAUUAUGGGAUAUUUACUAUUCUGACGGCACCACUUUUUCUCUUGCAAGCAAUUGAAGAAGAAGAUCAAUUCAUGGAGUAUCGUUAUAAAGAAUGUGGUUACCCCAACGGCCAUACAUGCUUGCAAAUACAUGAUCCCAACAAGAAAGGCAUUUUCAUGGCGAAUUCCUCUCCUGAAAGUUUUAUCAUUCAGGUUGGGGAAUCAGCUGAGGUACUUUCAAAAGGCAAGCUUCGGGCGGCUCUUCAUUCUGUUUCAAGACCUGGGAAGUUGGAAAAUUUGAGCAGAGAAACCUUUGUGGUGUUCCUGCAGCCAGCAUGGGAAAAAGUUCUGUGCAUUUCGGGUGACCCUAUGAAGUGCUUGGGUUUAGAGGACCAAUGUCUGAACCCGUUGUCUUCCGAGGAAGAAGAAGGCAUCGGUGAGAGAAUUGAAGAAAUCGAGAAGGUAGUACCACCAUUAUCGUCUCGGUUAAAGAACGGUAUGACUUUUGCUGAGUUUUCCCGUGAAACCACCAGGCAGUAUUAUGGUGGCAGUGGUUUGCAAUCUAAUAGAUAAAACAGACUUUUGUGCUAUGAAAAUUGCUAUUACAAGGGAAAAUAAUGGAAAAAUCUUCAUUAGAUUGAU